AUACUUUCGCUCCGUUGAUGAGUUGGUGAAAUCGAAGACCUUGGCUGUAACGUCAUCCACAAUAUUUUUACCCUAUCACUGCUGUUGUUGUUUUGGAAACCAUCGCAACGGAGCCAGUGGUGUGGUCCCAAUCGUUUACUCAAAUAUUGUGGAGGAAAGUCUCCCUUGGCCCUUUGCAUGCAGAAUGAGUGUCACUUCAGCAUUCGAGAAUGCCAGCAGGUGAGAGUGAAGCCCGAGCUAAAACCAGGGCCAGAUUUGACGAGGUCUUCAAGAGAUACACUGAGCCGGCUACAUUGGAGAAGAAAAAAGUGAAGAAGAAGAAGAGCCCAGAUCAGCCAGAGCAGGAGAGUAUUGUGCUCCAAACGUUGAAACAAAACCUUGACAUUGUGAAAGACCUAGAGGACGAUGAGACUGUUCAUCAGAACACCUAUCACGCUGACCAGGGCAGCCCUCGUUUCACCAAGAACAAGCGUAGGGAGAGGGAGGUAACAGAGAAGGUCAACAACAACAACAAUGGGAACCAGGAUGAGGAGGAGCAACCAACCAAAGGGAAGAGGAAAAGUAAAAGGGAGCUGCCUCCAGCCCCAGUGCAGCAGGAGGACAGUUAUAUCAUUCAAAUCGACCAGACUGAUAGUACUGCUGGAAAUGCCAAAACACCCAAAUCCAAGGCCUCCUUAGAGUCGGAAGACCCUGCGAAUAUACAGAGGAGAAAGAGUAAGAAAGGGAACAGCAAAGGAGGAGAGGAGGUGUCCGAGGUCCAGGGUGAGGUUGCGGCGGAAGCCGAGGAUGAGUUACUUCAUGAGUACCAGAAGCAGAUGGCACAGGAAGAGGAGAUGGCUACUGUGAAGAAGACUGUACACAAGAAGUCAACAACAGACCAGACCAACGCUGCCACUCAGGAAGUAGUAGCAUUAAACAAUGAAGGUGCAAAGAAGAAGAAGAAGAAGUUGAGGUCGUCAUUGGAUCCGGAUAGGGAGACGAGUAUGAUAGAAGAUCUGCAGAGCAGCCAGUCUGACGACGUCACUGAAAGGAAGAGGUCCAAAGAGAAGAGUCAGGAAAGCCACCAAGAGGACGACGAGGAGGACAGACGAGAAUCUUUCAAAUCAAAAGGCAAAAAGAAGAAAAAAAUAAAACAAUUGGUGAAGGAGGAGAGUGAUACAGAGAUUGUUGAAACUCCUCGGAGACCAGUCUUUGAUGACAACCUGGUCCUGGGCGUCUACAUCCACAGGACAGACCGCCUGAAGACUGACCUGCUGGUCUCACACCCCAUGGUCAAGAUCCACGUUAUUGACGAGAUGACUGGGCAAUAUGUGAAAAAAGAGGACAGUCACCGCCCGGUCUCGUCAUUCUACGAGCAGGAGAGUGUGGAGCAUAUCCUUCCCAUCAUCACCCAGCCUUUUGACUUCAAGAAAAACAAAUCAACAGUUCCAGAGUGGGAUGAGCAGAUCAUAUUCAACGAGCGCUUUGGAUAUUUCCUCCAGGAUAACCAUGAAGGCCCUAGAGUUAUGCUCUUUUUUGAGGUCCUGGAUUUUAUGACCAUGGAGGAAGCCAGAGCCAAUGUUGACGUCGACAGACAUGAACGAGGUUUUCGAAAAAUCGCCUGGGCAUUUCUAAAGCUUGUGGGCACUAACGGAGUGCUGAACAUCGACAGUAAACUGCGUUUGCAGCUCUUCUGUCCCCCUCCCCGGGGCAAGAGACAAGAAAAUACCAUUGAGGUAGUGGACUGGUGGAGGAGAUAUCCCCGUAGCAGAUACACAUCCACCCUCUACAUCACUGUGAAAGGCCUCAAACUACCUGAUCAUGUGGACCCUAGUAUCCGCUCCAUGAUGGCCCUGCAGCAGGAGAGAGGCUCCACUUCCUUUAGCGAGCUGCAGAGUGAGAUCACCAGGAGAACCAUAACACAACCUCUAGGCAACAAACCUGAGCUCCGUUGGAGCAGAAUGCCUGGCCAGGUGUGCCGGAUCCCUAAUAAGCCCAUGCUGUCGUUCCGUGGUGGUCAGAUGGGUUGUUUCACGAUACGAUUCUCCCACGACGGGAGGAAGCUGGCUGCUGCGUGUGCUGACAGAGAUGCCUUCCCCAUCAUAGUGUAUGAGAUUCCUUCAGGCAAGGUGUUGGCUGCCUUCAACGGCCACCUCAGUAUCGUGUAUGAUCUCUGCUGGUCCAGAGACGACUGGAGCCUCCUGUCUUCCUCCUCUGAUGGCACCGUCAGAGUGUGGAACGUGCAGAGGCUCCAGGCCAUCGCCCAGAAGGUGCUCCCCCACCCGUCGUUUGUCUACUGUGCUCAGUACCAUCCUACGGCCCAAGGCAUGGUGGUAACGGCUGGGUACGACUGUCUGGUGAGGGUCUGGAGGGUGAACGUCAAAGAUGUCAACGGACUGCUGCUCCAGGAGUUCGAGGGUCACAAGAGCUUCAUCAACGCUCUGUGUUUUGACUCCGAAGGAAACCGAAUGUUCUCUGCGGACAACGUUGGGUUCAUCAUUGUGUGGAGGACGUCGGUUGAUGACAGUCGGCAUCAGAGACCGUGUCGUCACUGGAAGAUUGAGAAGGAGAUAGGAGAGAGUGACCUGAGUGGGCUUCCCAUCAACACGUUAGAGGUCCAUCCUAAUGGUCGCCGUCUACUGAUCCACGCCAAAGACAGCGUUGUCAGGGUGAUGGAUCUCAGAGUAUUGGCUGUGAAGAAAUACACAGGUGCCACUAAUUACAGGGAGAGGAUCCACAGCACGUUCACACCCUGUGGGAGCUUCAUCUUCUCAGGCAGCGAGGAUGGAAUGGCCUACGUGUGGAACGCAGAAACAGGUGACCAGGUGGCGGUGUACUCGGAGCUGUGUUACCCCACAGCCCUCCGUGGUGUGGGCUUCCACCCUCAUGAGAACAUGGUGGCCUUCUGUGCCUUCGGUCAGAACCAGCCUGUGCACGUCUACUUGUACGACCGCAGAGCGGCCCAGCUGGAGGUGGAGAGUCUGAAGGGCCACAGCAGGUCUGGAUCAGCCGACACUAAGAUGUUCAGGAACACAUCCGACCCAGUAACAUUCCAGGACACCUCCGGAGCAGCCAUGGACUGCUUCGCCAGAGCAGCCAGACUGUCUAUGAAGAUGCAGCGUGUCAAAGAUAAACUGGACUCUGUUCUAGAACCAUCUCGGAGCUCCUCUGCUGUGGAACACUUGUAUGAGCAAGAUAAAGCGGGCAUGUAUCAGAUGGGGAGGAGCCUAUCUCAGGAAGCUGGCCCAAUGAGCUUGAACUCGUCCCUGCCUCCUCCGUCCCUCCUGUCACCACACUCCAAACUGCAGCUGUCUAGUUCCCUCGGAGCUCAGUUCAUCCCCCAGGCAACUCUCACCUCCCAGAACCGUGGUUUCAGCCCAGUGGGCCAGCAUCUAGGAAGAGCUCCAUCUCUCAGGCUACAGACUAGCUUCCCUGAUCAUCUGUCUACAGCCAUUAGAGUGGACGCAGAUUCCUUGGUACCAGUUCAGCAAACGGUUGUGUCUUUGUAUGACUACAGUGCUACCCGGUCAGAUGAGUUAACGGUACAGCGUGGUGAUGUCAUCCAUGUGCUCUACAAAGACAACGACAACUGGUGGUUUGGACGCCUGGCUAACGGACAGCAGGGAUACUUCCCAGCUACCUAUGUGGCAGAAGAGCGGGAUUACAACGACGAGCUGUCUCAGGCCCUAAAGGCACAGUCUGCCCUGUCUGAACAGACCGACCUAUCAGUCCCCCCUUCUGAACGGACUGACCAAUCAGAUGGGAGGUUGACACCUACCAAGGUGUCAGCUGCCGUUGUCUCUGGGGAACUCAAGUUCAUCUCUGAGCUGGAUACAGACCCUGAGCAGCCUGCUGCCACCAAAGUGAAGAAGAAGAAAAAGAAGUUAGUGAAGAAGUUAGAAGCUCCGUCAUCACCACCACCGGCCACAUUCUCCGACCCUGAUGCCCCAGGAACGUCAUCUACCAAGAGGAGGGCCUAUGCUGCAGGCAGCAGACCACUGCCCCCCAGCCCCAGGAGAGGACAGUCUAACAGAGCCUUGGAGCCUGAUACCUAGACCCAUGGACCUAUGGUUAAGAGUACACUAAGAGCUGUUUUUUAACGCUAAAUUCCCUUUUGAACAGAAGAUAACAAAUAUGUUAAUAAUGAAACCAUCCUGUAAAGCGUACACAUAUUGUUUUAUUGUGGGUGGGGGGGGGGUUCAAAUACUUUUUAAAUGAUGUCCGAAUAACUAUUGAUGAAAAAAAUAUAUUUAGAACAUCUGAAUUUUAAAAAGUUUACUAAUUAUGUCCUAUAAUGUAGUAUCAGUCCUGGAAAGAUUUUGUAUGUUUGGCUGUUUUUAUCCUAUUUAUUGGAGUAAUGCAUUCAUUGACUUCUGUAACCUGUUUGUUAUGAGCUAUAAGAAAGGCAUAUACUUAUUAAUACUACAGUUUUAUUUUUAUAGCUUAAAGGGACGAGGAAAGUCGUAAUCACCAAAGUGUCACCAAUACAAUUAAAAAUAGUUGCCAAGUGAAUUGUUUGUAUAUGUAUUUCUGUAAUUACAGAAAAUUACAGUUGCUAGUCAUUUCUUUAAAUAUGUCCGCAGUGAUUAUGUUAAAUAUAACAACUUUAAAAUGUG
This is a messenger RNA of Oncorhynchus gorbuscha (pink salmon), 4595 nucleotides long. RefSeq names its product Abelson helper integration site 1 (gene ahi1). The transcript has 27 exons. The record is from RefSeq and is a predicted model, not a curated record. Gene Ontology annotation, molecular function: protein binding. Bases 210 to 4034 code for a protein of 1274 amino acids. NCBI's taxonomy places the organism in Eukaryota, Metazoa, Chordata, Actinopteri, Salmoniformes, Salmonidae. Gene Ontology annotation, cellular component: ciliary basal body. Gene Ontology annotation, biological process: motile cilium assembly.